UGAGCAGCUGCUUCCCGUCAAAUGUCAAUGGACCCUUCUCUCUCUUGCUUCCGCAUUUCUUUGUUUUCCUUCGUUUCCAUACCUACCGCUACCAGUCACCAAUUAAUCGUGUACAAACUGGGUUUCCACAUUUGUCUGAUGAAUUUGCCAAAUGUUUCAAAUAUAUGGCAUGCCAGUCAACCAUUGAGGUUUGGUUCUGAGUUCUGAGGCACAAACAGUCUCCUCCUUCAUGAUGGGAAACUGCUGCAGAAAAUCUGCUAAGUGUGCUCAUGCUUCUUCCAUCAACUUCUCUGGAAGUACAAAGUCUAAUGCCAAGGGACAGCUGGAGACAACCUCCUCCAUCCAAGAAACACCAUCAGGAGGUUUGAACAAAGCUUUAAUAGUACCCAAGGCUGAUACAUCUGUCCCUAGCAGCCUCAAGUCCUUCAGUUUCAGUGAUCUCAAGAAUGCUACUAAGAACUUCCGGUCAGAGAGUCUGCUCGGAGAGGGAGGGUUUGGAUGGGUUUUCAAAGGAUGGAUUGAUGCAAACACCUUUGCUCCCACUAAACCUGGAACAGGGUUAGUGGUGGCUAUCAAGAGACUCAAGCGAGAAAGCUUUCAAGGCCACAAGGAGUGGCUCGCAGAAGUUAACUAUCUUGGUCAGCUUCACCAUGAAAAUCUUGUGAAACUCAUAGGGUAUUGCUCAGAAUCUGACAAUAGACUUCUAGUUUAUGAGUUCAUGCCUAAGGGAAGCUUGGAGAAUCAUUUGUUUAGAAAAGGUGUUCAACCCAUCAGUUGGGCUGUGCGGAUGAAUAUUGCAAUUGAUGUGGCAAGGGGGCUGUCCUUCCUACAUAGUUUAGAUGCUAAUGUUAUCUAUCGUGACUUGAAAGCUUCAAACAUUCUACUUGAUUCGGAUUUCAAUGCUAGGCUUUCGGAUUUUGGGUUAGCAAGAGAUGGUCCUACUGGAGACAACACUCAUGUUUCAACCAGGGUGGUCGGAACUCGAGGCUAUGCUGCACCAGAAUAUGUUGCUACAGGUCACUUGACACCAAAGAGUGAUGUGUAUAGCUUCGGGGUAGUGUUGUUAGAGCUACUAACAGGAAGACGAGCAAUGGAUGAUGAGAGGGCUGGGAGUGUUGAGGAAACAUUGGUGGAUUGGGCAAAGCCAUUCUUAAGUGAUACAAAACGAGUCUUAAGAAUCAUGGACACAAGGUUGGGAGGUCAAUACCCCAAGAAAGCAGCACAAACUGCAGCUGAACUUACUUUACAGUGCCUCCAUACAGACCCAAAGUACAGGCCACUCAUGAUUGAUGUUCUAGCCACAUUGGAACGCCUCCACACAAAGAACACAUUGCGAACUCAACCACAUAAACCAGAGCAUCAUGGGGCCAAGCAUUUGAACCAUCCUCACAGGAUAACAAAUUCAAACACAAAAUUGGAAUGAGUUUUAUUUUCCUCAUUUGCAGAAGCAACUUUCUUACAAAUAUAUAUAUGUAGCACAAAUGUGCUUUCUAGGGAUUUGGUAUACGAAAAGAUGAUGACACAUUAUAGUUAUACUUGUUUUGUGAGUAGUGAGAUUGUAUAUUAUACUUGUUUCUGAUAGAUUGAUGAAUCUAUGAAUAUAAAGUUUCCACUUUUCCUUUCCCCUGAAGUGAACA
Molecule: messenger RNA, 1637 nt
Organism: Prunus dulcis (almond)
Lineage: Eukaryota; Viridiplantae; Streptophyta; Magnoliopsida; Rosales; Rosaceae
Product: probable serine/threonine-protein kinase PBL2
Exons: 6
Coding region: 230-1423 (397 amino acids)
Biological process (GO): protein phosphorylation
Molecular function (GO): protein kinase activity; ATP binding
Source: RefSeq, a predicted model, not a curated record